Messenger RNA from Gopherus flavomarginatus (Mexican gopher tortoise), 12235 nucleotides. It is a transcript of the gene SPTBN4, whose product is annotated as spectrin beta, non-erythrocytic 4. Bases 70 to 7692 code for a protein of 2540 amino acids. Gene Ontology annotation, biological process: actin cytoskeleton organization. The transcript is spliced from 37 exons. Gene Ontology annotation, cellular component: cell projection; cell junction; plasma membrane. Lineage: Eukaryota; Metazoa; Chordata; Testudines; Testudinidae. Gene Ontology annotation, molecular function: phospholipid binding; actin filament binding; structural constituent of cytoskeleton. The record is from RefSeq and is a predicted model, not a curated record.
CCGGGCGCUCUGCGGCGCGCACCGGGCCCGGAUGCUGCGGGAGGCGGCGCCGGGACGUUAAACUCCCCGAUGGCCAACGGAGCAGCCGAGCUGGAUAACAUGGAGGUGCAGCUGCAGAACAACAAUACGCGCUGGGAGAACAUGGACAACCAGGCCUGGGAUGACACCACGGCCACCGCCAAGCUGUUUGAGUGCUCCCGCAUCAAAGCACUCGCUGAUGAGCGCGAGGCCGUGCAGAAGAAAACCUUCAGCAAGUGGGUGAACUCGCACCUGGCCCAGGUGUCCUGCCGCAUCAGCGACCUCUACGCCGACCUCCGCGACGGCUACAUGCUGACCAAGCUGCUGGAGGUGCUGUCCGGGGAGCAGCUGCCCAAGCCGACACGCGGGCGUAUGCGGAUCCACUCUCUGGAGAACGUGGACAAAGCCCUGCAGUUCCUGAAGGAGCAGCGGGUGCACCUGGAGAACGUCGGCUCGCACGACAUCGUGGAUGGGAACCACCGCCUGACGCUGGGGCUCAUCUGGACCAUCAUCCUGCGGUUCCAGAUCCAGGUGAUUAAAAUCGAGACAGAAGACAACAGGGAGACCCGCUCGGCCAAGGACGCGCUGCUGCUCUGGUGCCAGAUGAAGACAGCAGGGUACCCGGAAGUGAAUAUCCAGAACUUCACCACCAGCUGGAGAGACGGGCUGGCCUUCAACGCCCUGAUUCACCGGCACAGGCCAGAGAUCAUCGACUUCAGCAAACUCAGCAAAUCCAACGCUACUUACAACCUGCAGCAGGCCUUCAACGUGGCUGAGCAGCAGCUGGGCCUGACCAAGCUGCUGGACCCGGAAGACGUGAACAUGGAGAGCCCGGACGAGAAGUCCAUCAUCACCUAUGUGGUCUCUUUCUACCACUACUUCUCCAAAAUGAAGGCCCUCGCAGUGGAGGGGAAGAGGAUUGGGAAGGUGCUGGACCAGGCGGUGGAGAUCGAGAAGCUCAUGGAGCGGUACGAGCUGCUGGCGGCCGAGCUGCUGGCGUGGAUCGAGCGCACCGUCGGCAUCAUCAGCAACCAGAAAUUCGCCAACUCCCUGGCCGGGGUGCAGCAGCAGCUCCAGGCCUUCACCACCUUCUGCACCCUGGAGAAGCCGGUCAAGUUCCAGGAGAAGGGGAACCUGGAGGUCCGGCUGUUCAGCAUCCAGAGCAGGCUGCGCGCCCAGGGCCGCAAACUCUACGUGCCCAGCGAGGGCCGGGGCAUCGCGGACAUCAACAAGGCCUGGACCCGGCUGGAGAGGGUGGAGCACAAGCAGGAGGUGUCGCUGCACAAUGAGCUCAUCCGGCAGGAGAAGCUGGAGCUGCUGGCCCAGCGCUUCGACCACAAGGCCGGCAUGCGGGAGGCCUGGCUCGGCGAGAACCAGCGGCUGGUGGCGCAGGACAACUUCGGCUACGACCUGCCGGCGGUGGAGGCGGCCAUGAAGAAGCACGAGGCCAUUGAGGCGGACGUCUCGUCCUACAAGGAGCGCAUCCAGGUGGUGGUGGAGCUGGCGCUGGCCCUGGAAGCCGAGGGUUACUACGACGUGCGGCGCGUCAGCGCCCAGAAGGGCAGCAUCCUGCGCCAGUGGGGGCUGCUGACCGAGCUGGUGGCUGCCCGGAGGGCCCGCCUGGAGCAGAGCCUGGCCCUGCAGAUCAUCUUCCAGGAGAUGGUUUACAUGAUCGACUGGAUGGAGGAGAUGCAGGCCCCGCUGCUGUCGAGGGAGGUGGGGAAGCACCUGCUGGAGGUGGAGGACCUGCUGCAGAAACACGCCUUGCUGGAGGCCGACGUGGCUGCCCAGAACGAGCGGGUGCAGGCGCUCAACCAGGCCGCCCUGAAGUUCUGCGAGCUGGAGGGUUACCAGCCCUGCGACCCCCAGAUCAUCCGCAACCGUGUGACCCACGUGCAGACGUGCCUGGAGGAGCUGUGCCAGCGGGCGGCCCAGCGGCGCACGGAGCUGGAGGCCUCCCGCCAGCUAUGGGCCUUCUUCCAGGAGCUGGAGGAGGCGGAGGCCUGGGUGCGGGAGAAGGAGCAGAUCCUGGCCUCCAAGCCGUGCGGCAAGGACCUGAGCAGCGUGCUGCAGCUGAGCGGGCAGCACAAGCUGAUGCUGGGGGAGCUGGGCGGGCGCCGGGCCCUGCUGCACCAGGCCGUGAAGAAGGGGGCGCAGCUGCUGGCCACCCAGCGCCCCGGCGCGGCCCAGCUGCAGGAGAAGCUGCGGGAGGUGCAGCAGCGCUGGAAGAACCUGGAGGAGGUGACGGGAACGCACCAGCAGAAGCUGCAGGAGGCUCUGAGCUUCUACCAGUUCAGUGCGGAGACGGACGACCUGCUGGCCUGGCUGCAGGACACCUACCGCCUGGCCUCCAGCGACGACUUCGGGCACGACGAGUACUCCAGCCAGGCGCUGCUCCGCAAGCACGCGGCCAUGGUGCACGAGCUGGAGCGGCACCGGGCGCCCGUGCUGGCCCUGCGCGCCCAGCUGGCCCGGCUGGCCCCCCAGCACCACCAGGUGCUGGACGUGCAGAUCCGCAUCGUGGAGGUGGAGCAGCUCUACGGGGAGGUGGCCGAGGUGGCCGUGCUGCGGCACCAGUGGCUGCAGGACGCCCUGGCCGUGUACCGCAUGUUCGGCGAGGUCCGCGCCUGCGAGGGCUGGCUGGACGAGAAGGAGCAGUGGCUCUCCGGGAUGCACGUGCCACAGGAGCUGGAGGACGUGGAAGUGGUGCAGCACAGGUUUGAGAGCCUGGACCAGGAGAUGAACAGCGUCAUGGGGCGCAUCCUGGACGUGAAUGAGACCGUGCAGCAGCUGGUGGAGGGGGACCACCCCAGCGCAUCCGAGGUGCAGUUGUGUCGGGACCACCUGAACGGCAGGUGGAACCGGGUGGUGGAGCUCGUGGAGCAGAGGAAGGAGCAUCUCAGCUCCGUGCUGAGGAUCCAGAACUACCUGCUGGAGUGCACCGAGAUCAAGGCGCAGGUCCGGGAGAAGCGCCGCGCUGUGGAGUCCAGCCAGUACAGCAGCGGUGACCUGGGUGGUGUCCUGGCCUUGCAGCGCAAACUCUCCGCCAUGGAGGCUGUCCUGGUGGUGCUGGAGCCCAAGCUCCUUGAGCUGCAGCAGGAAGGGGAGGCCUUGGCCACCGCCCACCCGGCCCAGGCGCUAACCGUCCUGCUGCACUUCGAGGAGAUCAGUGAGGAGUGGGAGGCCUUGAAGAGGACCCUGCAGGGCUGUGAGGACUCGCUGUCCGUGGCCAGCCGGCUGCAGCAGUUCAUCCAGGACCUGGACAACUUCCUGACCUGGCUGGUGAAGACCCAGGCGGCCGUGGCCUCGGAAGAGCUUCCCAGCAACCUGGUGGGGGCCGAGCGGCUGCUGAGCCAGCACGCGGCCCUCAAGGAGGAAAUCGACCGCUACGAGGAGGACUACACCAAGAUCCAGGCGGCCAGCGACCUGCUGGCCCCGGAGGAGGCCGACGUCCCCUGCCUCUCGCUCCAGCAGUGGCUGCAGAAGCUGGACAUGGGCUGGACCAAGCUGCUGCAGAUGUGGGAGAGCCGGCGGGAGGCGCUGGUGCAGGCGCAUAUCUUCCAGCUUUUCCUGAGGGACGUGCAGCAGGCUGAGACGUGUCUCUACAACCAGGCGUCCACCCUGGCCCACGCGGAGCUGCCCACCACGGUGGAGGCGGCGGAGAAGGCCAUCAGGAAGCACAGGGAUUUCAUAACAACCAUGGAGCUGAGCGUGCCGAAGACGACGCUGGCUCUGCGGGCUGGGGAGAGCCUGGUGCGCCAGGGCAGCCCGUACAGUGAGCGCGCCCAGGAGGAGAUGGCAGCGCUCAGAGACAAGAGCCACCGGAACUUCCAGCUGGCCCAGGAGCGGAUGCAGCAGCUGAACGAUCACUUGGAUCUGCAGCGUUUCUUGCAGAACUGUCAUGAGCUCGCCGGCUGGAUGGGGGAGCAGCGGCUCAUGGCCGGGGACCAGGCGGCCAAGCCCCACGCGCGCUGGCUGCGGCACCAGGCGCUCCGGGCCGAGCUGGCGCAGAACCGCGACUGGCUGGACAAGAUCGAGCAGGAAGGCCAGCAGCUCAUGGAGGAGAAGCCGGAGCUGGCCGGCUCGGUGAAGAAGCAGCUGGAGGAGAUCCGGCAGUGCUGGGUGGAGCUCGAGGGCACGUCACAGGCCAGGGCCCAGCAGCUCUUCGAGGCCAGCAAGGCAGAGCAGCUCGUGCAGAGCUACGCAGACCUGGACAAGAGGCUGGUGAACAUGGAGGGGCAGCUGCAGGCUGUGGAUGCUGGCGCCAGCCUGGCCACCGUCAACAACCAGCUGAAGAAACUCCAGACGAUGGAGUCGCAGAUGGAGGAGUGGUACAAAGAGGCCGGGCAGCUCCAGGUGCAGCUGGCCUCCCUGCCCCUGGAGCCAGCCAGCAAGGAGGCGGUGGAUGAGAAGCAGACCGCGGUGGGGACGCGGAUUGUCCGCCUCAUCGAGCCCCUGAAGGAGAGGAGGAGGAUCCUGCUGGCUUCCAAGGAGAUGCAUCAGGUCUGCCACGACCUGGAGGAUGAGAUUAGCUGGGUCCAGGACCGGCUGCCGCUCGUCACUUUGCGAGAUCCUGGGAGCAACCUGCAGGCCGUGCAGCACUUCAUCAAGAAGAACCAGAACCUGCGGCGUGAGCUGCAGGUGCACCAGCCCCGGGUGGCCGAGGUGCUGGAGCGGGCGGCCGCCCUCACCUCCAUGAAGAUCCCCGAGGUGGCCGGGGUGCAGCUGCUGCUGGAGAAGCUGCGGGAGCUGUGGGAGGCGCUGCAGGAGCAGACGGAGCAGCGCCAGCACCUGCUGGACGCCACCUACCAGGUGGAGCAAUAUUACUUCGACGUGGGCGAGGUGGAGGCCUGGCUCAGCGAGCAGGAGCUGCUGCUGAUGAACGAGGAGAAGGGCAAGGACGAGCAGAGCACCCUGCAGCUGCUGAAGAAGCACCUGCUGCUGGAGCAGAGCAUUGAGAACUACGAGGAGACGGUCGCCCAGCUGUCCCGCCAGUGCCGCGCCCUGCUGGAGCUGGGCCACCCAGACAGUGAACAGAUAAGUAGGCGGCAGUCUCAGGCUGACCGGCUCUACGUGUCUCUGAAGGACCUGGCGGAGGAGCGCAAGGCCGGGCUGGAGCAGCAGUACUGGCUCUACCAGCUCAGCCGCGAGGUGGACGACCUGGAGCACUGGAUCGCCGAGAAGGAAGUGGUGGCCGGGUCGCCGGAGCUGGGCCAGGACUUCGAGCACGUCACGCUGCUGCAGGAGAAGUUCACGGCAUUCGCCAGCGAGACGGGCAGCGUGGGCAACGAUCGGCUCGCGGCCGUGAACCAGAUGGUGGACGAGCUGAUCGACUGCGGGCACGUGGACGCGGCCACCAUCGCGGAGUGGAAGGACGGGGUGAACGAGGCCUGGGCCGACCUGCUGGAGCUGAUGGAGACGCGGGCCCAGAUGCUGGCCGCCUCCCACGAGCUGCACAAGUUCUUCAGUGACUGCAAGGACCUGCUGGCCCAGAUCGAGGAGAAGAAGCAGCGGCUGCCGGAGGUCGCGGCUCGUGAGUCCCGCAGCUCCGCCGGGGCCCUGCAGCGGGUGCUCAGCUCCUUCGAGCACGACGUGCAGGUGCUGGUGAGCCAGGUGCGGCAGCUGCAGGAGGGGGCGGCCCAGCUGCGGACAGUGUAUGCCGGGGAGAACGCCGAUGCCAUCGCCACCCAGGAGCAGGACGUGCUGCGGGCGUGGAAGGAGCUGCUGGGCUCAUGCGAGGCGUGCCGGCUGCAGAUCACCACCACCACGGACAAGAUGCACUUCACCAACAUGGUGCGCGACCUCGUCUCCUGGAUGGACGACGUCAUCUGCCAGAUCGGCACUGGCGAGAAGCCCAGGGACGUGUCCUCCGUGGAAGUGCUGAUGAACUAUCACCAGGGGCUGAAGAGCGAGAUCGAAGCCCGGAGCCAAAGCAUCGCGGCCUGCGUGGAGCUGGGCAAGACUCUGGUGCUCAACAGAAGCCCCGUGGCCGAGGAGAUCAGGGGCCACCUGGACAGGCUGAUGGCCAAGAAGAAGGACCUGAGUGACACGUGGGAUAAGCACUGGGAGUGGCUGCAGCAAAUGCUGGAAGUGCACCAGUUUGCACAGGAGGCCGUGGUGGCCGAUGCCUGGCUCACCGCCCAGGAGCCCCUGCUGAGGAGCCGCGAGCUGGGCAGCAGCGUGGACGAGGUGGAGCAGCUGAUCCGGCGCCACGAGGCCUUUCGCAAGGCGGCUGCCACCUGGGAGGAGAGAUUCAGCUCCCUGCGGCGCCUCACCACGCUGGAGAAGCUGAAGGCCGAGCAGAGCAAGCAGCCGGCCACACCACUCCUGGGCCGCAAAUUCUUGGGGGAGCCCAGCGAGCCAGGCCUCAAGGGCCCCUCACUGCUGCGCCAGGCCGAGGCAAAGCUGGAGCGUCAGGACCUGCUGCGGGGCCGGCCCCAGGCUCCGGCCCUCCCCAGCGGGGGCCCGGGGGAGCCCGCAGAGCCGCUGGAGCUCAGGGUGGCCUACGUGCGGCAGGAGAUGAAGCCGGAGCGGCUGCAGCCCCAGCUUGACCGCGUGCAGGAGGGCCUGGCCGCUGGCUCCGAGAGGCUCAGGGAGGCUAAGGUGGCAGCUGAGGAGACGCUGGAGGCCAAGCCAAGCCAGCACCUGCAAGUGCCUGCAGCAGGCCCGGUGCUGGCGGAGCCGGCCCAGGUCAGCCGGGCCGAGACACAGCCGGAGCAGCCGCGGGAGCGGCGCCUGGAGCCCAGCGAGCAGGAGACGCCGCGCCACGAGCAGACGGAGAGGCGCCGGGAGCGCCGGGAGCGGCGGCUGGAGCGGCAGGAGUCCAGCGAGCAGGAGACGCCGCGCCACGAGCAGGCGGAGAGGCGCCGGGAGCGGCACGAGCGGCGGCUGGAGCGGCAGGAGUCCAGCGAGCAGGAGACGCCGCGCCACGAGCCCAAAGGGGGCGGCAAGACCACGCUGGCGGAUAUUGUGGAGCAGCUGCAGGAGAAGGAGUCGACCGCGCAGGUGCCGGCCCUGCCCCGCGACUCCCCCGCUCGCCUUCCCAACGGCCUCGACCUGCUGCCCGAGAGGACGCCGCGCCCGGACCGGCCGCGGGCCCGGGACAGGCCCAAGCCCAGGAGGAGGCCGCGGCCCAGGGACCCCAGCCAGCCCCCGGGGGAGAGCCGCAGGUCCCGCUCGGCACCAGCCCAGAGCAGCGCCCCGCCCCCCCCGCCCCCCACCCACACCGUCCAGCUGGAGGGCUUUCUCUUCCGGAAGCACGAGCUGGAGGCGCCCAACAGGAAGGCCUCCAACAGGUCCUGGGUAAACCUGUACUGUGUGCUGAGCAGAGGGGAGCUGGGCUUCUACAAGGAUGCCAAGGGGCAGGCGUCGGGCAGCACCCACGGUGGGGAGCCGCCACUCCCCCUGCACCAGGCCACCAGCCACGUGGCCACUGACUACAAGAAGAAAAAGAACGUCUUCAAGGUCAAGACUAGCGAUGGGAACGAGUUCCUGCUGCAGGCCAAGGACGAGGAGGAGAUGAAGAAGUGGCUCCAGGCGCUGGCUGCCUCCACCGAGGAGCACGCUGAGAUCGCCCGCUGGAGCCAGGCUCUGCUCACCACCUCCUCCACCGACGAAGGCAACCCCCGGCGGGAGGGCGACCGGCGGGCCAGCACGUCCGGCAGGAGGAAGUGAGGUGGCCGGGCAGUGCUAGGGCACAGUGCCGGGGCAGAGAGGAGCCACGCCGCCCCAUGGUCUGCACGUCCCUCCGUGCCAGGCGCCGAGCCAGCCCCUCCGUCUGCGCAUGUCCCGGACGCGGUGCCCCCGCCCGCCUGCUGCAGGAGGCUGUGCCCAAGCAGGGCCCACGGGGAGAGGGGAGCCCGGGCACUGGAAGGACGCCAGCACCACUCUGUUGGCCGUUCGGUGCCAGGAGACCAGCCGGGGACAGCCGGCCCGGCUCCUCGCCACGGGGGAUGAUAUAGGCAGAACCGGCACCAUGUGGGGCUGGGAGGGAAACUCCACCGGACUCAGAGACUGUGCAGUGGGGAAGGGCCUCGGCCACUUCAUUUCAUCCCCUGGGGGGACGCAGGAACCUCCCCCCCCCCAAGGGUGCAGGCCCAGAGAGGGGCGGGCAGUCCUGGUCGCUCCCCGGGCUGGGAAGCCGAGGGUGUUUCAGGGCGGGGGAGGGGGUGCUUUUUGGGCACACGCUCCCAGGGGAGUUAAGCAUUUUGGGUCAUUCACAUAAGAACCAGGCACCUGGCCCUCGCUCAGCCCACUAUGGACGUGGGCCCAUUGCACGUUCACCAGAUUCUGAGCACAGGCAGCUCUGAGUUUCCACGGCUCUUGGGGCCUGUCGCACAGGGGCCAGGUUCGGAGCACGCGCAGCACUGUGUUUCCACAGCUCUCGGGCCCGUCGCACGUUUGCCAAGUUCUGAGCACACGCAGCGCUGAGUUUCCACGGUUCUCAGGGCCUGUUGCACGGGGGGCAGGUUCUGAGCACACGCAGUGCUGGGUUUCCACGGCUCUUGGGGCCUGUCGCACGGGACGCCAGGUUCCAAGCACACACAGCGCUGGGUUUCCAUGGCUCUCGGGGCCCGUCGCACGGGGGGCUGGGUUCCAAGCACGCGCAGCGCUGGGUUUCCACAGCACUCGGGGCCUGUCGCAUGGGGGCUGGGUUCUGAGCACACGCAGCGCUGGGUUUCCACAGCUCUUGGGGCCUGUUGUACGGGGACCAGGUUCCACCACACGCAGCGCUUAGUUUCCAUGCCUCUCAGGGCCUGUCGCACGGGGGCUGGGUUCCAAGCACACGCAGCGCUGGGUUUUCACGGCUCUUGGGGCCUGUCACACGGGGCGCCAGGUUCCAAGCACACACAGCGCUGGGUUUCCAUGGCUCUCGGGGCCCAUCGCACGGGGGGCUGGGUUCCAAGCACGCGCAGCGCUGGGUUUCCACAGCACUCGGGGCCUGUCGCAUGGGGGCUGGGUUCUGAGCACACGCAGCGCUGGGUUUUCACGGCUCUUGGGGCCUGUUGCACGAGGGGCCGGGUUCCAAGCACACACACCGCUGGGUUUCCAUGGCUCUUGGGGCCUGUCGCAUGGGGGCUGGGUUCUGAGCACACGCAGCGCUGGGUUUUCACGGCUCUUGGGGCCUGUUGCACGGGGGGUGGGUUCUGAGCACAUGCAUUGCUGGGUUUCCACGGCUCUUGGGGCCCGUCGCGUGGGGGGGCUGGGUUCCAAGCACACGCAGCGCUGGGUUUGCACAGCUCUCGGGGCCUGUCGCACAGGGGCUGGGUUCCGAGCACACGCAGAACUGGGUUUUCACGGCUCUUGGGGCCUGUUGCACGAGGGGUGGUUUCUGAGCACAUGCAUUGCUGGGUUUCCAUGGCUCUUGGGGCCCGUCGCAUGGGGGGCCGGGUUCCAAGCACACGCAGCGCUGGGUUUGCACAGCUCUUGGGGCCUGUCGCAUGGGGGGCCGGGUUCCAAGCACACGCAGCGCUGGGUUUGCACAGCUCUCGGGGCCCGUUGCAUGGGGGGCCGGGUUCCAAGCACACGCAGCGCUGGGUUUGCACAGCUCUUGGGGCCUGUCGCAGGGGGGCCGGGUUCCGAGCACACACAGCGCUGGGUUUGCACAGCUCUUGGGGCCUGUUGCACGGGGGCUGGGUUCCAAGCACACGCAGCGCUGGGUUUUCACGGCUCUUGGGGCCUGUUGCACGGGGGGUGGUUUCCGAGCACAUGCAUUGCUGGGUUUCCAUGGCUCUCGGGGCCCGUCGCACAGGGGCUGGGUUCCGAGCACACGCAGCGCUGGGUUUGCACAGCUCUCGGGGCCUGUCGCACAGGGGCUGGGUUCUGAGCACACGCAGCGCUGGGUUUGCACAGCUCUUGGGGCCCGUCGCACAGGGGUGAGUUCCAAACACACGCAGUGCUGGGUUCCCAGGGCUCAGGGCCCGUUCACCCUUGGCAGGCCGAGCUUAGGUAGGUCACACCUGAGCCUUGGGUGGGAGGAGAUGGAAAUGGUUGGGGGUGGUGCUGACCGAUAUGAGGAGAUUCUGCUGCAGCCAGUGGGGCUCCUGUUUACCCCAGCAAUGGAUUUGGCCCACGCCUUGGGAUUUGGGGAGGGAAGGGGGCAGGGCUGGUGUCAGCCUUCAGGUCCAUGUAGUGAUGUGCUGGCCCCUCAAUGCCCAGCCAAGGACCUCACGCAGCCGGGGAUCGUGGGGAAGGGGGCUGAGUUUGGGGUUGGGUCCUUCCCAGUGGUCCUGGCUGGCCCAGCCUGCGCCAGGACCAAUGUGCCCAGGCCCGUCGCUGGCAGGCAGCUCUCCGUUCUGACACCACCUCUCCGCUGUCUCCUUGGCAGCGCCCGCUGCUCCAGAUGGGGCAGGUGUUUGGAGAGAGAGUCCUGCCCCUGGCCUGGUCUGUCUCGCUGCUGCCCUGUGCUUGGCAUCUCGUCCCCUGGGGGAACAGGCUGUCCUGACACUCGCAGAGCCCCUGGCCCUGACGCUACUGAAGGGUAUCUGAGGCUCCCCCCCAGCAAGCCCCUGGUUCCACCUCCCACUCGUGCAUCCCCUUGCACAUCAGCUCUCGUGCACGCACGUCCGUGCAUGCUCACGUUUCAGCAUCCCGGGCCUGCUGGUCCCACCUCUGCUCCAUGGGUCAGAAGAGCAUCGGCAGCGCUUGGCUGGAUCCCCCAAGUCCUGCGGCACCAGGGCCCCGAGGGCUGCCGGGGUUUCAUUGCCAUCCUGGGAAGUUGGACACGCGACUGGCGGCGUCUACGCUCUCUGCAGCGGCAGUGGGGAGAGGUCGGCCCCAGCCUUGGGCCAGGCCUCUCGCAAAGGGAGCCGGGCCCUGCCACCCAACCAGGAGCCGCCUGUGCUCGCCCCAUGGGCAGGGGCUGGCGGCUGGAGUGUUUGCACAGCAAAGGGUGGAGCUGCUGGGGCCAGGGCCUCUGUACCCCCCAGGGCCCGUUCAGCCAUCUGCCCCCGAGCCCACCUGCGUGUGUCGGGUUUGUGCCCAAGCCCGUGCACAGGGGGAUGGUCUCAUGGGGGUGCAGCCGCUGGCCCCUCUCCACAUGUCCCCCCUGACCAGGAGCCCUCACCCGGUGGAAAUCCUGUCCACUGGGGUAGGCAGCAGCCCCCCAGCCCCUGCACCUUCAAGCCCCGGGAGAUCGGGACCGGCCCUUGGCCCAGGCGGGAGUUCAGAGGUCCCGGCUGCUGUGGACUGGGCUCCGGUGCCACUAACAAGCCAUAGUGUGGGCUUUGCACGUGUGUGAGCAGCCUGGCCCCCAGCCUGCGGCCUGCCAGGCAUGGGUGGGGCCCAGCAGGACGAGCCAGGGGGGAGGGUCUCCUCCCACAUCUUUAUGCAAUAAAUGGGCGGGGGGGGGAGGCUCUGGGGUAGGGGGCAGCUGGUUCUUGCCCAAAGCAGCCACAGUUGCAGCUGGGCAGAGCCGGACUGGGCCCUGGGGGGGGCUGAGCAGGGAUCAGGCCCAUGGGCCGAUUGCUUCAGGAAUCCGACUCCGGAUUCAGGCCCCUGGAGAGGAAAGCACCAGGAAUGGCUCCAAGGAGCUGCCCCUGCAGGUUGCUGGCCUGGGGCAAGAGCCCCCCGUCUCCAUCAGAGCCCGGAUGGACGCUGAGCAGACACUCCAUUGGGAGUUGCCCCAGCGCUAGCCAAAGCUGCCUUGCCGGGUUCCCAGCCUUUGGGAUGUAGCCUGGGGCAGGGGCCAACGUGGGGGUAGAGAACCAGGUGUCUUCCAAAAGAAACAGAUGUGGAGUGGGCAAGACCCCAGCUGGCCACGUGGCGGGUGUGGAACCAGCAUUUCCUCCUUCUGGUGGCACCUGCCACCAUCUCUGGGGCUGGUUCUUCAGACAGAGCAGAGCCGGGCCGCUCGGAUCCAGGGGUCCAGUUCUCCAGCACCCUGUGCUGCCGGUCGGGACCAUUUCCCACCGGCUCUGCCCUCAAGGCUCCCCCAGUGUUCCCCAGCCUCCAGGAGAACGUCCAACCACCGUGCAAACCGCCCUCGGUUUUGUGUUACCCCCCAGCCACCCCGUUUUAUACCCACAGCCUCCCUGUAAUAAUGUGGGAGAAAAUCAAGAUGAAGCCACUUCCCUGCCCCAGAGCCGUGCCCACCUUUGGUUUCCCCACCUGGCCGUGGCCCCAGCUUUCUCUUUCGGGUCUGGGAGCGUGUACCAUAGUGUAAUUUCUCUAAAUAAUGUUUCUCCUCCUGUAUAAAGAAAAUCUUCCUGAGAAUCAG